UAACUUCAUCCUCAAUCUUCAUCACAUCUCACUCUGUACAGUUCACAGCUUGUAAGUCAUUUAUAAUAAGAAGAAGGAGAAGCGAUGUUCUUAUAUCAGAGGUCGAUUAAAUGUAUUUAGUGUCAGACUGAGUGCAAUUCUGUUCAUUCAGAGGGGGUUAGUUCUGCAUGUACGCAGGUCAGAAGAUCAGCGGGUACACAGUUCUGCAGGUUCGCAGGUCAGAAGAUCAGCGGGUACACAGUUCUGCAUGUACGCAGGUCAGAAGAUCAGCGGGUACACAGUUCUGCAUGUACGCAGGUCAGAAGAUCAGCGGGUACACAGUUCUGCAUGUACGCAGGUCAGAAGAUCAGCGGUACACAGUUCUGCAUGUACGCAGGUCAGAAGAUCAGCGGUACACAGUUCUGCAGGUUCGCAGGUCAGAAGAUCAGCGGGUACACAGUUCUGCAUGUACGCAGGUCAGAAGAUCAGCGGGUACACAGUUCUGCAUGUAUGCAGGUCAGAAGAUCAGCGGGUACACAGUUCUGCAUGUACGCAGGUCAGAAGAUCAGCGGGUACACAGUUCUGCAGGUUCGCAGGUCAGAAGAUCAGCGGGUACACAGUUCUGCAGGUUCGCAGGUCAGAAGAUCAGCGGGUACACAGUUCUGCAGGUUCGCAGGUCAGAAGAUCAGCGGUACACAGUUCUGCAUGUACGCAGGUCAGAAGAUCAGCAGGUACACAGUUCUGCAGGUUAGAAGGUCAGCGGGUACACAGUUCUGCAUGUACGCAGGUCAGAAGAUCAGCAGGUACACAGUUCUGCAGGUUUGCAGGUCAGAAGAUCAGCAGGUACACAGUUCUGGAUGUACGCAGGUCAGAAGAUCAGCGGGUACACAGUUCUGCAGGUUAGAAGGUCAGCGGGUACACAGUUCUGCAGGUUUGCAGGUCAGAAGAUCAGCAGGUACACAGUUCUGCAUGUACGCAGGUCAGAAGAUCAGCAGGUACACAGUUCUGGAUGUACGCAGGUCAGAAGAUCAGCGGGUACACAGUUCUGCAGGUUAGAAGGUCAGCGGGUACACAGUUCUGCAUGUACGCAGGUUAGACGGUCAGCGGGUACACAGUUCUGCAUGUACGCAGGUUAGAAGGUCAGCAGGUACGCAGGUCAGAAGAUCAGCAGGUACACGGUUCUGCAAGUCAGUGUGUGUACUUGUGGUGAAUCAGUGGACUAUAACAGGAGCUCUGAAUGU
Messenger RNA from Silurus meridionalis, 1220 nucleotides. RefSeq lists its product as uncharacterized. The coding region runs from base 328 to 1035 and encodes 235 amino acids. The transcript has 3 exons. Lineage: Eukaryota; Metazoa; Chordata; Actinopteri; Siluriformes; Siluridae. The record is from RefSeq and is a predicted model, not a curated record.